GCGGGAUUAUCAAGAAUACGGAUGCAUAAAAAAAAAUGACAUCUCUGAAGUCUCACAUGAUUUCAGGACCCAGUUUUAAUGAGAAUGGGCGUCAUGUGGCUCCAGUUAUGUUUGGGACUGUUUGCUUUUUGUUUGGUACAAGCUACGCAGCCUGCCUUCAAAAACACCAAAAAGCUUGAUCCUGAAAUCUAUAUGAAUAUUAGUGAGAUCAUCAGACACUGGGGUUAUCCAGCAGAAGAGUUCGAGGUGGUCACUGAGGAUGGCUACAUCCUGAGUGUUAACAGGAUCCCACACGGCGUCCACAGUAAAUUCCAGCAAGAACCCAAGCCUGUGGUGUACCUUCAGCAUGGGCUCUUGGCUGCAGGAAGUAACUGGGUGACCAACCUUCCCAACACCAGCCUUGGUUUUGUGCUAGCUGAUGCUGGAUUUGAUGUGUGGCUCGGAAACAGCCGCGGGAACACGUGGUCAAAAAAACACGUCAGCCUCACCCCUGAUCAAAAAGAGUACUGGCAAUUUAGCCAUGAUGAAAUGGCUAAGAAGGACCUUCCAGCAGUAAUAAACUUCAUCACAAAAAACACAGGACAGGAACAGAUUUUCUACGUUGGCCAUUCUCAGGGAACCACCAUUGCCUUUAUGGCUUUUUCCACAAUGCCAGAGCUGGCUAGCAAAAUCAAGAUGUUUUUUGCACUGGCCCCUGUAGCCACAGUAGCCUUCACAAACAGUCCUAUGGGCAGACUGAGUAUCCUCCCAGAGUGUCUCAUCUGGAAAUUAUUCGGCAAGAAAGACUUUUUACCUCAGAGUGCUCUCAUCAAGUUUUUUGCCACCGAAUUCUGCACCAAGAAACCAAUCAGCGUGUUGUGUGGAAACAUAUUUUUUCUCUUGUGUGGUUUCGAUGAGAAAAACCUAAACAUGACCCGAACGCCUGUGUACACGACGCACUGUCCAGCUGGAACCUCUGUCCAGAACAUGGUGCACUGGUCUCAGGCUAUAAAGAGUAAGAAACUGAUGGCAUAUGACUACGGAACAGCUGGAAAUAUUGCUCAUUAUAAUCAGUCAACCCCUCCUCUGUACAACGUGCGGGACAUGAAAGUGCCCACAGCGCUGUGGUCCGGAGGACACGACACACUUGCAGACCCAAAGGAUAUAGCAGUGCUGCUCACACAGAUCCCUAACCUGGUGUUCCAUCGUGACAUCAAGCACUGGGAGCACCUGGAUUUCAUCUGGGGCCUGGACGCCUCACAGGAGCUGUACGAGCCGAUGAUCAAGAUGAUGAGGCAGAAUAUCUGACCGCCUUUUAGCUCUUAACAAUAGGACCAAUUUUUAUGCCUUUUUAUGUGGAGUUUUAUAUCUGUCCAGCCACCAGCACUACGCCGUCUUUAAUGAUUCCUUAGCAAGGAACUAUAGCAAUUAUUCCUUUUGCAUUAUAUUUUACCUCAAGUUUGUCUUACCUAAUCUAACACAUAACACACAGUAAACAUGCUGCUAACAAGAGCUGAUUUCUUAUA
Neoarius graeffei (lesser salmon catfish) is the source of this 1505-nucleotide messenger RNA. It is a transcript of the gene lipf, whose product is annotated as lipase, gastric. Lineage: Eukaryota; Metazoa; Chordata; Actinopteri; Siluriformes; Ariidae. The coding region runs from base 79 to 1287 and encodes 402 amino acids. The record is from RefSeq and is a predicted model, not a curated record. The transcript is spliced from 10 exons. Gene Ontology annotation, molecular function: hydrolase activity, acting on ester bonds.